GAAAGUGGUAUCAUCAAACUUUUGGGAAAUAAGUUACUGGGAUAACCAAGUGAUAGAAACAGGUCGACUGGGUUGAGCUUCCUGAAGACGUUUCUUAUCAAAGACCUGAUGCUGGGAGUCCUGGAACCUCCCUGCUGUUGCUUCCACUGGGAGUCACUGGGAGUCACUGGGAGUCAUUGACCCAGUGAGUCGUGUCCUGAGGUGUGAAUUGUAGUAAACUUCCUGGGGAUGGAAGUCAGGACUUUCUGUGGCUGAUACUUAGUUUGAAGUAGAGACGCUUCCUGACCUGAACACUGGGGAAACUGGCACAGCCCAGGAGAGCCAGCUCCUCGGGUCAGGACUCAGCAGUCAGAAGACAACAAUGUCCACAUGUUGACCAGGGACGACAGGUGGUUUGAAAGAAGAGUCCCUCAGGACACAUGACUCACAGGGGGAGACUCCUAACGACCGUUCAUGGGAAGUACCCAAGUGGGAAAACCCAAGUGUAGAACGUGCCAGACAACACGUCCCCUUGUUGAGUCGUGGGACAGACGUGGGGACGAAUGAGAACUUAAGAAGGCUGUUUUUACACUUACAGGCUCUGUAACGACUGAAUUAGAAGAAACUCUGUCAAAGUAUUAUUAUCAAGCGUAAUCCCUCAAAAGUUGUAAUCCUCAUAAAGCCGUGUGACUUUAUCACGUUGGGUUUUCCCAACAAAAUCAUUUUUACAUCCUCAGCGAACAUGUUGACCAACUUUUAAAAUCCACUGUGUGUUCCUGGGUUGUCUUUUAACGUCACAUGAGAAGCUGAACAAAUUGUGUCAAACACACACCAACACAUCUCAAACCGCACAGCCCUCACAAUCAAUUGUUGCAGUCUUGUGAAUGAGUGUAUAUAUAGUGAGCUCGGCAGCACUAUCAGCCAGUCGUCAGACACGGUGGUUCACAGUCGCCAGCAUGAACACGCUCUUCAUCGGCCAAGUCAUCGGCAUCAUCCCCAUCGCUGCCCUCCUGCUCUUCCUCCUGGCCAAGCUGGUUUCUCGCCACCGCCCCAGCCCCAUGCAGGACGGCCGCGGCCACGCUGUGCUGAUAACGGGCUGCGACAGCGGCUUCGGACACCAGCUGGCAAGAUGCCUCAACCACAAAGGGUUUGUGGUGUUCGCCGGGUGCUUGUAUCCGGAGGGAAUCGGGGCCCAGAGUCUGGUUAGGCAGACGUCCAGCAAUCUGAUAAUCCUCAAGCUGGACGUCACCAAGGAAGAGGACGUGCAGCAGGCGAAGAAGACGGUCCAGGACAACCUGCCGGAGAAGGGUCCGUGGGCCGUCGUGAACAACGCUGGGAUCACCGACUGGUCCGAGAUCGAGUGGAGCACGUUUCAAGAUUUCCACAACAUGGUCGACAUCAACCUAUUUGGCUGCAUCAGGACCUCCAUCGCAUUCCUGCCUCUGGUCCGUGCUGCUAAAGGUCGGAUGCUUUAUGUGUCGAGCAUCUUCUCCUUCUUCAACUGCCCCAACAUGGGAGCGUACAGCGUGUCCAAGAGGGGCCUGGAGGCCUUCGCCGACUGCUUGAGAGUGGAAAUGGCCAGUUUUGGUGUGAAGGUCAGCAUCAUCCAGCCGGGUAAUUUCGGCCAAGCCACCAACAUCAUCCGGAUGAAGUCGGGUCUGGAUAUCUGGGAGAAACUGGACGACGAGCGCAAGCAGACCUUCAACCGCCAGUACAUCGAGAUGGCCAGCGAGUACUUCCUCUCCACGUGCAAGGCGGGAUUCAAGGACACGGCGGUGGUCAUCGACGCCAUGAUGCACGCGGUCAUGUCGGGGCAGCCCAAGUACAGAUACCUGCUGGUCUCAGCGCUGGACCGGUUUUUCUUCCAGCUGCACCCGUUGCUGCCCACGGUCUUUACCGACGCGGUGUUUUCUCUCAGCUCGAUGUACGUGAAGAGAAAAGAGAUGCUUUACGCCAAGUAGGACAAACACUGGUUGCUCGUGGGAGAUACUUGGUUUUGGUUGUGAAUCGUUCUGUCGUGUGUAUUUCUUAUUAUUUGAGCAUUACGGAUGUUGUUAUAUAUUUUUAUUAUUUGUAUCGUAUGAUUUCUAUUGUUCCCUACAUUUCCUUUGUAAGAAAAACAUACAU
This is a messenger RNA of Hippoglossus stenolepis (Pacific halibut), 2106 nucleotides long. RefSeq lists its product as uncharacterized. Lineage: Eukaryota; Metazoa; Chordata; Actinopteri; Pleuronectiformes; Pleuronectidae. Gene Ontology annotation, molecular function: oxidoreductase activity. The coding region runs from base 864 to 1940 and encodes 358 amino acids. The transcript is spliced from 4 exons. The record is from RefSeq and is a predicted model, not a curated record.